Molecule: messenger RNA, 4506 nt
Organism: Zychaea mexicana
Lineage: Eukaryota; Fungi; Mucoromycota; Mucoromycetes; Mucorales; Lichtheimiaceae
Exons: 8
Coding region: 1-4506 (1501 amino acids)
Biological process (GO): copper ion homeostasis; monoatomic cation transport
Cellular component (GO): membrane
Molecular function (GO): ATP hydrolysis activity; copper ion binding; ATP binding
Source: RefSeq, a predicted model, not a curated record
AUGCAAAAGCGCAGUGAAUUCACUGUCGAGGAAGUCAAACGCCUUAACGUUGAACUUCAACAGCAACUAGGCCCUGAGUUUUUGCGCCAACGUACUGGACCUGGUGGGAAAUUCACGUAUAUUGAAGGACAAUCUGCCAUUCAACUUGCGAAUGAACAUUUUGGGUUCAACGGUUGGUCGUCAGAGCUGCGCAGCAUGACAGUGGAUUUCGACGUUGGUUAUGGCCAAAUGGAACAUAGCAAGAGCAAAGCUGCUGCCAUGGAAAAGGCCAGGAAGGAAGCUGUCACCGAUGGCAUGAAACGCGCAUUACGUAUGUUUGGCAAUGUGUUGGGCAACUGUAUCUACGACAAGAACUAUACCAGCCACAUACAGUACAUGAAAGCACCAGCGAUUAAAUUCGAUCCGAAGAAUCUUUAUCGCGACAAGCGAUACCUUGCACAGCAGCAACAGCAACAACAACAACAAAAGGAACAAGAGUGCAAACCACAACAGUCAUCGCCAUCACAAAAACAACAAGCCAACAGCAACAUGUCAUCAUCAUCCACCAUGGUUGCUAGCACGUAUACCAACAAUAACAACAAUCAUCAGCAACAGGCAACAGCCCCAUCCAAACCACCACCACCUCUCACUCGAUCUGCAUCACGGCAAAAGCAGCAGCAGCAGCAGCAGAAGCCUACUACCACUACCACCAAAACUGCACCUCCUCCAUCCUUUUCUGCACCUGCAAAAAGACCUGCUAAUAAUGAGGUUCCUACCGUGAGCCCGUUACCACCCAACCAACCUCCACCGCUACGAAGCACACUUUCCCGAGACGACAGCUUUUCUAUGGACGGUGACGAGGACUUUUACGCAGAAGUCAUUGCCCAGGAAAAGGACUUUGACAAGCCGGAUAUCGAGAGCCAGCCCAUAGAUGAACCUGCAUUACAGCCAGCGUCGUCUUCUACUGCUAGCCGUGCUACUUCUUGCACCGCUCGCAAGCUAAUUAAAAGCCAUCGAUAUUCUGAAAUAUUCACCGACAACGACGACCCUGCUACUGACAACGUUUUAGUCAUGACCACCACCUCCAACAAUACCAAUCGUGCAAUUGUCAAUGUCGUGAUGCCCAUUGAGGGCAUGACGUGUAAUUCCUGCGUAAAGGCCCUUACGUUAGCCCUGAACCAGCUCGACGGCGUUUAUUCGGUCCAAGUCAGUCUUGCAGAAGCACAAGCCCAUGUAGAAUUUGACGCCAGUCGUUUGAGUCACCCCAAGAUUGUCGAAGCGAUUGAAGACUGCGGAUUCGACGUGCCAUUACAACAACAAGACAUGACCACAGUGUUGCCAGUGCAAGGCAUGACUUGUCAGUCGUGCGUUAAAUCAAUUACUAAUGCACUGAGGGGUAUACCGGGCUUGGUAUCCAUUGAUGUGAGUCUUGCCAACGAAAACGCCACGGUUGUACAUGACCCAAGCCUGCUUUCACGAGACUCUAUUGUCACAGCCAUUGAAGAUUGUGGGUUCGAUGUCCCGGGCAACGACGGAAAUAGUAACAAUAAUAACGUCGACAACCAUGACGAUGACCAAAAUGGCAACGAUAACGAGACGGCACUUUUAAUAAAAUCAGUAGCACCGUCGUCGUCAGCAACGGCCGCAGCAGUAGCGGAGACUAUAUCGGCACAGCUUGAAGUGCGUGGGAUGACCUGUGCUUCAUGCGUCAACAGCAUCGAACGGGCUGUGAGUGCACAGCCAGGCAUCGUCGCCAUCAAAGUGUCACUCUUGGCUGAGCGGGCGACGGUUGAAUUCAAUCCUUCCACGACGAGCGUAGAGCAGAUUGCCGAUAUGAUUGAGGACGUUGGAUUUGAAGCCAAGCCGAUCCUGCAGAAACGAGAUGACACGGUCCAGCUGCAGAUUUUUGGCAUGACAUGCGCCAGCUGUGUACACAGCAUCGAGAUGGGCGUCGGCAAAUUACCUGGCGUGCAUUCUAUCGCAGUCAACUUGAUGACGGAACUGGCCAUCAUCCACUAUGAUAACACGAUACUGGGGCCACGCAAUCUGGUGGAAGCAAUUGAAGAGCUCGGAUUUGACGCACUCAUGUCGGAUAACAUCAAGAAUACCCAGCUCGAGAGCUUGUCCAAGAUCCGCGAAAUCAAAGAGUGGCGCUCGGCGUUAUGGAAGAGCGCAUUGUUCUCAGUGCCGGUGUUCUUCAUUGCAAUGGUCAUGCCCAUGACGUCCUGGGGUCGUCAUAUCAUCGAUGCUUCAAGGAUAGUGCCUGGCUUGUAUUUCACAGACAUCCUACAGCUAGUGCUCACCAUACCUGUCCAAUUUGGCGUCGGCAAACGGUUCUUAAAGUCGGCCCUUGUGUCUAUCAAGCAUCGUUCACCUACCAUGGAUGUCCUGGUGUCCAUCUCGACCCUGGCCGCAUUCGUGUUUUCUAUCCUCUCCAUAGUCCGUGCCGUCUGUAUCCAGUCGGAACACCAUCCUGUUGUGUUUUUCGAAACGUCUUCCAUGCUGAUCGCAUUCAUUUCCAUGGGUCGUCUACUGGAAAAUCUUGCAAAGGGCCAAUCGUCCUCGGCUUUGUCCAAACUCAUGUCACUCACACCGCCCACGGCAUUGAUGUUGACCAUGGAUCCAAAGACCAAUGCCGUGAUUUCGGAGAAGCGUAUCCCUUCGGAAUUGAUUCAGCAAGACGACUUUUUAAAGAUCCUGCCAGGUGACAAGGUCCCUACGGAUGGAACGGUGUAUUCUGGCUCAUCGACGCUCGACGAAUCCAUGGUCACAGGUGAAGUCGAUGCCGUGUCCAAAAAGGUUGGCGAUACUGUCAUUGGUGGUACGGUCAAUGGUCCGGGCACAUUCAUUAUGCAGGCCACGCGCGUUGGAUCAGAUACGGCCCUCAGCCAGAUUGUCAAACUAGUUGAAGAUGCACAAUUGAGCAAGGCACCUAUUCAAGGCUUUACGGAUGUCGUUGCUGGCUACUUUGUUCCGUCGGUCAUUGGGCUAGGCUUGGCCACAUUGCUGGUUUGGACUGUACUGGUGGUGCUGUUGGGCGUAGACAGUAUGCCUGCGAUGCUAAAGUCGGAAAUACAAGAUGAGGGCGACGGCAACUGGUUUUUCGUAUGUCUCAAAAUGUGUAUCAGUGUCAUUAUUGUGGCAUGUCCCUGUGCCUUGGGCUUGGCUACACCGACCGCGGUCAUGGUGGGCACGGGUGUCGGUGCGCAGAACGGCGUACUGUUCAAGGGUGGCGCUGUGUUGGAGAAUGGACAACGGGUCAAUACGGUUGUGUUUGACAAGACCGGCACGCUCACGCAAGGCAAGCUCCAGGUGACAAGGUCCACGAGCUGGAUCGAAGAGGUUUCGCAGGAUCAGUUGCUGGUGAUGGCCGCUAUUGCAGAAACGCACAGUGAGCAUCUGGUGGGAAAGGCAGUGGUGGCCAAGGGCAAGCAAUUGUCUGGCGUGGAUGUACUGGAGAUCCUGGCAGCUGUCUCUGGGUUCAGGAGCGAGACUGGCUUUGGCAUUGAAUGCCACUUGCACGUGCACCAACAGCGACAGAGCCUGCUGUCCGAUCUUUCUGGUGGCACACACUUGAUUCUCGUCGGCAACCGUCGAUGGUUGGAAGACUACAAUGGGAUGAACCUGACAGCAGAGCAGGCCAAAGAAAUCGAGACAGAGGAGGCGCAGGGUCAUACGUGCAUUGUUGUGGGCUGGAACGGCAUGGUCGCUGGUUACAUCUCGCUCGCAGAUGUGCUCAAGCCCGAAGCAAGAAAGGUUGUCGCCACUCUGCAUAGCAUGGGUAUGCGCACAGCUGUGGUGACGGGUGACAAUGCCUUGACGGCACGAUCCAUUGCACGUCAAGUUGGUAUUGAAGAAGUCCACGCAGGCGUAUCACCCAACGGCAAGACACAGUUGGUUCAAGAGAUCCAAGCUCGACCCUUUGUUCCCUUGGGCAGCAGCAAGCGAUCGAUGUGGGGCAGCAAAACAAAGCAGACGGUCGUGGCGAUGGUUGGCGACGGUGUGAACGAUUCGCCAGCACUGGCAGCAGCAAGCUUGGGCAUUGCACUGAGCAGUGGCACCGACGUUGCCAUUGAGGCAGCGGAUGUUGUCUUGAUGCGCAGCGACCUAUCCGAUGUGGUGGCAGCCCUCGAUUUAUCACGCACGAUAUUCCGGCGGAUUCGUAUCAACCUGAUUUGGGCGUGCAUCUACAAUGUGAUCGGCAUACCUCUGGCCAUGGGUAUCUUUAUGCCGUGGGGAUACCACCUGCAUCCAAUGAUGGCCGGUCUGGCAAUGGCAGCAAGUUCGACGAGUGUUGUGGUCAGCAGUCUGAUGCUCAAAUGGCUCUGGCGCAAACCGCCACUGGUGGACGACUACGACGAGCAGUCAACAUCGCCCGGCGUGUCUGUGCCUGGAAUCUUUGCUCGUGCUUGGGAGCACGCUGGCCGCUUAAUAACCGGGCAGCGAGGCGGCUACCGAGUUGUUGCUUCGGGCAACCCGUCGUACGAUCUGGAAAGCCUCACACCGUUGCAACAGCAACAAUUGUAA